Messenger RNA from Colletotrichum siamense, 987 nucleotides. RefSeq lists its product as uncharacterized. The transcript has a single exon. The record is from RefSeq and is a predicted model, not a curated record. Bases 1 to 987 code for a protein of 328 amino acids. NCBI's taxonomy places the organism in Eukaryota, Fungi, Ascomycota, Sordariomycetes, Glomerellales, Glomerellaceae. Gene Ontology annotation, molecular function: hydrolase activity.
AUGCCAGCCACCGCUCAAAACAUGUCUUUCGGCGCCGACAACUUCUACCGCAGCGAGAAUGUCACCCUACACCCAAUCACCAUCCAGACUCAGUUCAACACCACUGUCGCCGGUAACCUCUUCACCCCCAACAACCUCGCGCGCAAUAGUACCUCCCCGGCCAUCGUCGUCAGCCACCCCAUGGGCGCCGUCAAGGAACAAAGCGCAAACCUCUAUGCCACCAAGCUGGCCGAGCAGGGUUUCGUCACUGUGUCCAUCGACAUGCCCUUCUGGGGCGGCAGCUCAGGCGAGCCACGCAACGCCGUUGCUCCAGAGCUCUACGCUGAAGCUUUCAGCGCCACUGUAGACUACCUCGGCGGCCAAUCCUUUGUCGACCGCGAGCGCAUCGGCGGUCUGGGCAUUUGCGGCAGCGGCUCCUUCGUCAUCAGCGCAGCCAAGAUCGACCCUCGCCUGAAGGCCGUCGCCACGGCGAGCAUGUACGACAUGGGUGCCGCCGCCCGCGACGGCUUGCAGAAGGCGCAGACCGUCGAGCAGCGCAAGGAGAUCAUUGCCUCAGCGGCCCAGCAGCGGUGGGUCGAAGCUGCCGGCGGCGAGACGGAGUACACCGGCGGCACCACCCACGAGCUCACUGAGGACACGCCUGCUGUCCAACGCGAGUUUUACGACUAUUACCGCACCCCUCGCGGCGAGUUCACCCCUGAAGGCUCGUCUCCCAACCUCACCACGCAUCCGACCCUCACCAGCAUGGUCAAGUUCAUGAACUUCUACCCGUUCAACGACAUUGAGACGAUCUCGCCCCGCCCCAUGCUUUUCAUCUCUGGCGAUCAGGCGCACUCUCGCGAGUUCAGCGAGGCAGCCUAUGCCCAGGCGGGCGAGCCGAAGGAGCUUGUUUGGGUUCCGGGUGCUGGACAUGUUGAUCUCUACGACCGCGUGGGGCUCAUCCCGUUUGGCAAGCUUACCCAGUUCUUCCAGAAUAACCUUGCCUAA